AUGGCGAAGCCACGCCCGUUGACAGAGAUACCUCGAUUCCUCCUACCUCGUCUUUCCUGGACAAGUGCCACGACCCAGAUCAAUCCUCCACAAAGACAUGCGCUACGAGCAAUCACGCAGGGUAGUAGCAUAGCGCAGACUAGACCGUUCAGCAGCGGACAAAUUGCGCAAAACGCAACAACGGCGACCGCAGCUACAACUUCUGGGCGAGACGCUAUCCGACAUAAUGGUGUCUAUGUUGCGGCGAGUAGAAAUGCGCGACGAGCGUUCUCGACGACAAUUGUUCGAAAGAAAGACCACCACUUUGACACGCUCAAAUUUGUGCAACGACUCCGUGGCGAGGGCUUCUCGGAGGAACAAGCCGUGGCUAUGAUGCGCGUGCUGAACGAUGUUAUAGAAGAAUCGAUCCAGAACCUCACACGCACAAUGGUGUUGAAAGAGGACGCCGAACGCAGCACGUAUACACAGAAGGUCGACUUUGCGAAAUUGCGCAGUGAACUCUCCAAUGCCGACAGCACAGAAGCCCAGCUUACCAGAUCAAGCCAUGAGCGAUUGACAAGUGAUCUGGCCAAGCUGAACUCCAGGCUUCGAGACGAGAUUGGACGCACUCAAGCUAGCGUUCGGCUGGAUCUCAAUCUGGAGAAAGGGAGAAUCAGAGAAGAGGCAAGCACUCAAGAGAACCGAAUUAAGGAAACAGAGGCUCGAAUUGAACAGGAAGUAGCCAGCUUGCGGGAGCGUAUUGAGCUGUCAAGUUCUCUACGGUGCAGUGGUUGA
This is a messenger RNA of Cyphellophora attinorum, 774 nucleotides long. RefSeq names its product Protein FMP32, mitochondrial. The transcript is spliced from 2 exons. The record is from RefSeq and is a predicted model, not a curated record. NCBI's taxonomy places the organism in Eukaryota, Fungi, Ascomycota, Eurotiomycetes, Chaetothyriales, Cyphellophoraceae. Gene Ontology annotation, cellular component: mitochondrion. The coding region runs from base 1 to 774 and encodes 257 amino acids.